AUGAGAUCUUUCCUCCAUUCAAGUCGUCAGAUUGUGCUGCAGUAUAAUGUGCGGUCGCUCCAGACUGCAGCCGAAGCUGCUGCCGAUGUAUCAUACACGCGCGGUCUCUUCCUCGGCGUAAACAAUACUGCACGUGCCUUCCCGUACCCAAAGCCCUCGGAAAGUGAGACAGAAAUGUUGCAAAUGCUGGUAGACCCUGUAAAAAAGUAUUUUAGCUUUGUAGAUUCUCGCGCCAUUGACGAGACGAAGAAAAUUCCACAGCAGGUAUUGAAUGAUAUCAAAGAGCUGGGUCUUUUUGGCUUACAGAUUCCUGAAAAGCUACAAGGUCUUGGUCUCUCGAAUACAGGCUACGCUCGUGUGUGUGAGGAAAUCACGGAUGGAAGCUUGGCUGUGACUGUCAUGGCUCAUCAGUCGAUUGGGCUGAAAGGUAUUUUACUCAAUGGUAAUGAAGCCCAGAAGACCAAGUAUCUACCAAAACUAGCAACCGGCGAACACAUUGCUGCCUUUGCACUUACAGAGCCUUCUAGUGGCUCUGAUGCUGGAUCCAUUCAAACGCGUGCUACUCUUUCAGAAGAUGGCAAGCAUUUCAUUCUUAAUGGUAGCAAGAUAUGGAUCAGUAACGGUGGAUGGGCAGACGUCAUGACCGUGUUUGCACAAACAGAAGUAGAAGGCAAGGAUAAGGUCACAGCUUUUAUUGUGGAGCGAGCAUUUGGUGGUGUAACUAGUGGCCCUUCCGAGGACAAGCUUGGUAUCCGUGGCUCAAACACAUGUCAAGUUUUCUUUGACAAUUGCAAGGUACCUAUUGAGAAUAUACUAGGAGGUGGACCGGACAUGAAGACGGGAGCUUCACUUCGCCGUGUGUUGAGUACAGCAGCAGAGCACGCAAACUCGCGCAAGCAGUUUGGCGCGCCAUUAGCAAAGUUUGGUCUGAUUCAAAAGAAGUUUGGUAUCAUGACGCUGGAUGUGUAUGCCAUUGAGUCCAUGGCGUUCAUGACCACGGGCAUGAUCGAUCGUGGUGACCCAUCUUGCGAAAUUGAAGCAGCUAUGUGCAAGGUAUAUGGGUCAGAAGCAGCGUUUACGGGCAUUAACGAGUGCAUCCAGGUCAUGGGCGGAACUGGGUUCAUGAAGGAGUGGCCUUUUGAGCGCCUGAUGCGUGACUGUCGUAUCUUGUCAAUUUUUGAAGGCACGAACGAGAUUCUUCGCAUGCUCAUCGCUCUCACCGGUAUCCGGACUGCUGGUGAGCGUCUAUCAGCCGUGGGUAAGCUGUUUCAGAACCCACUAUCAGACCCAUCGAGUGCGGCCAAGGAAGUGUCGGACCGUUUACAGCGUAAGUUCUCACCAACCACCCUGGAGGGUGCGCACCCAAGCCUAAGAGAUUCGGCCGAGCUGCUACAGAAGCGUACUGCAGACUUUGGCCAGGCUGUAGAAUUUCUGCUUCGUAAGCACGGCAAGAAGGUUGUCGAUGAGCAGAUGCAGCUUGAGAGAAUUGCCGACUCGGCCAUUGCAUUGUUCGCCAUGACCGCUACGAUUUCGCGCGCGAGCUCGUCAUUAAAUCUUGGCAAUGAGUCAGCAGAACACGAAAAAAAGCUUACAGCGCUCUACUGUGACCUGACGUCCAAGAAGAUCCAGACGCUUUUAGAUGAAAUUAAAACGGCCGUGAAGCACGACAAGCAGCUGCGCGAAAUUGCCAGCGAAGUGCUUAAAUCUGAGAAGUACAUCCCCAGCCACGCGACGGGAAUAUGA
This is a messenger RNA of Peronospora belbahrii, 1743 nucleotides long. NCBI's taxonomy places the organism in Eukaryota, Oomycota, Peronosporomycetes, Peronosporales, Peronosporaceae. The record is from the annotation of a GenBank genome assembly.